Molecule: messenger RNA, 6522 nt
Organism: Triplophysa rosa
Lineage: Eukaryota; Metazoa; Chordata; Actinopteri; Cypriniformes; Nemacheilidae
Gene: dio3b
Product: iodothyronine deiodinase 3b
Exons: 1
Molecular function (GO): thyroxine 5'-deiodinase activity
Source: RefSeq, a predicted model, not a curated record
CUGUCACUAAAUAGCAAAACUGAAUUUUAACAAUAUUAAAACUAAUAGGGGGUGAAUUAAGUGAAUGUGAAUUAAGCGAUUUCUGCGAGUAAAUAAAAAAAAAUAAGUCAAUGCAAAUACGCAAAUCGGGCGGCAAUCUUGUCUUCCGCGCAAGUUGAAAGAUAUUUGUCAGCUCGCGUCACUCAUCCGAAAAUAACGACCUUUUCCCACGUGUAAUAAAGACCGUGGAACGUGAUUGUUCGCGUUUGGUGUGAACCCAGCAUGCCUGCUGCGAGUUCGCAUUGCAUUGACUUAAUAAUUGUACUCGCACAAAACGCUUAAUUCGCGUUUGGUGUGAACCCAGUGAAAGACAGCUCAACUUUUUAGAGCAUUCGAAAGCACAAAAUAAAAACGCACAUCAACAGGAUAAAUAAAAUACAUAUCGGAACGUUUACAAUCGACCAUAUAUCAUGAUAUAUCGACCACGAUGUUGUUAAAGGCCUAUUGAUUAUACAACAGCAUUGUUAACACUGACAGCACUUACUCUAUAGAGAAUGUGAAGCUGACGUCACGCCCUAUGUUGCGGUGGAGCCGCCAUCUUGGGAGGAUCAUACUCCACUGCUAUUAUUGUUUUGAUAUGUACCGUUACUUGUUUUGUUUGAUAUAUUGAGAAAUUGAAAGAUAAAGAACCAGGGGCUUUUCCAUGAACGACUCUGCGUAAUACUAUUGCAGUUUUUAACACAGCAAGAUCGACCUACCGUAGUUAUAUUUCCUUAUCAAACAGGAAAAACUAAUCACUGCAUUGAACGCACUGGCAGCCAUCCUCCCAAGAUGGCGCAACAUUCAACGCGGCGUGACGUCGAUUAACAAGCUCUAUUCAGAUUCUCGAUUUGUUUUCUGAGCUCUGGACGUUCCUCAAUGCCACACUCUCUGGAUAAACAAAAAAAACCUCUGCUAAACGAUAUCCUGCUGCUUUUGAGCGGGAUAAUCCCGACCGGGCCUUGAUGACGGUUGCUAUGCUACCUCGAUCCUUCUCAGCUUCCCCGGCUAAGCAAGAACGAGAGGAUGAAACACGUGAAGAGGAAACGAGGCCAGAACUGAAAGCUGAAGAUGCGAGUGUGUGUUAAUGAAGAGCGCGGGCUGGAUUUCUGUGGAACGGUAGUUGUGGCUCAGGAUUUCCACCAGUCUUUUAAGUUUGCUGCAGGCACUGGGCUGUUUGUGCUAUUCUCGGCUGUCCUCGUUUGACCCAAGAAUCCAUGCCAAGUUCUUAGCAGGGUUUACAGGAGGUAACAGGGUUAAGAGCCAACAGCAUAUUUCAGCUAAAAAAAAAUAUUGACGACUUUCCUCGCAUCUGUCGCUCGUCUACAACUGUAGAGCGUGCCGGGCAAGCUGUCAUACAAGUCCAAAGUGCGUCAAUGCGAUUAGCACAAACGUUAUUAAGGCCACAACGGGAAAGAAACGCAAGAAAACAGGCGUCUAGACGGGUGGAAAUGCGACCUGCCCAGCAGAUAGCAACACAAUAUACCCCCCGAUGCUGUCUGUCUGAACAUUUCAAUCAAGCGUGUAGUGAUGGAGGCAGCUUAUCUUACCUUUCCAUUUAUCAUUAUUCACCUUUUCUUUCCUCAGAAAUCACUGAAACAAAAUUCAGCUUUAAAAGCAUCAAGAGCUCAGAAGUUCAUUGAGCGUUUAAGAGUCCCUAUCGUGUUUAUUAACUGUUCCAACAGACAACAUUCACUCACCCUCUUGUGCGCCUCUAUCGUGUGAAUUGUACAUUUUGUGUUCGUAUUAUUAGUGAUGAAAUAAAAUCAUUCCUGCUCAGAUGACUCUGUGUUUCUCAGAACAGUUGGCAUGUUUUCAAUCUACAAAUACCUGCUUUCCCAAUGUAACGUUAGCUUUCGGUUCAUGUCAGGAAUGGUUUUCCUCUAACAGUCGGAACGGCCCGUGUAAUGGUUGUGUUAUUGUUGAAAAACCCGGAGCUGACAUGCCAGAAGACACACUGUAUGAGCAUGCUUUUAUUUGUUUUUAAUUUUGGGAAAGUAUCUCAGUUAGGCGGGAUGACAACGCUGUAAAAAACAAUCCAAGCAUUUCUGGAUGUACAGACAGAGCUCAUAAAAAACGGAGAAAAUAAUAACGGAAAACAAACCAAAAGUCUACUUGUGCAUGUCAUAUUAUCACUUUGGAUAGACGGAAGCUGACAGUCAUAACGCACGCGCACACACACACACACUUUUUCAUUGACAAAUGUGGUUUCAUGUUGACAAAGUCUACAAAACUCAAUGGAACACUGUUGUUGAAGGUACAAACAAUGUUGCAAUAUUUCAUAAAUGAUGUUCUUCUCCUCCUUAAUACCGUCACACUCACUGUAUUCCCGAACAGUAUAAUCUACUCAUCAAAAAUAAGCAAACUGUGUUCAACUAUUUUGAUAUCUUGAGUUCCAAGGACACAAAAAUAAGAAGUCACUUAACUCAAAAAAAUUAAUUAUAUCUUCCAAUGACGUCAGAGCGAUUCCCAGCAUGCUUUGUGUGGACUGGAUAAUGGAAGUAAAUCUCGAAGUAAAGUGUUAUUUUAUGUAUUUAUAUCAAAAUUACAAUGGGAGGAGGCUCAUAGUAUUCAGUGAUUUAAAGAGUUUUGGGACAUUAGUGAUGUGAAUGAGGUUACCAUUGUGCAGACGAGUAGAGCAUUUGCUUAGGAGGAAAACAGACUCAUUUCAAAUCAUAUCUGAAGGCAUUACAUUAAUAAUGCUACAGCUGUAAUUGCCUGUUGUUCCUUCAUGACAUCAUCGAUAAGUGAAACUCAAGUAUAUGUAAAAUGAUAAAUGAAGUUUAUUCAAAAUGAAUUGUUUUAUCUUAUCUUAACUUAUCAGGCUUUACAGUGCUGUAUUUUAGAGUAGUGUACUGAAUAAAUCAAAUCGUUUUCAUUCAUUGUGUUAGAAAUGUCCAGUGUUUCUUUGCUUCAGUAGAUCAAAUGUAUCGGACAGUCUUUCAAAACGAUUUAUCUGAUGAAACUGUGUGGAGGAUUGUACGACAGGCAUCAGAUUGUGUUUGGAGGUAAACCGGUUUCUGUGGAAGAGGUAAAACUGAGAUUUAAAGUCAUGAUCCUGUACUGCAUGACAUAUUAUAUCAAGAAAACAAAUCCACUGAACGUGCUCAGAAACAGACAAACAACAAAUACUGAUCAGAGUUCAUCGCGUGUGUGCGUGCUGUUCAUGGUAAACCUGUAUCAGAGUUGUGAAGAUAGCAUUAAGACCUGUCACAAUGCAUUAAAACCAUGAAUGCAACACUGUAAAAAGAGAAAUUAACCUUGCAAUUUUUCUCAACUAUGCAGUAAAAUGUCAGGCAUAAAAAGCGCACCUGUAGUUUGUGAAAGAAUCUAAUAAGCAGCACGACGCAUGCAUUUUUACGACAUUUCUUGAAAUCAUGUUGCAUUUAACGCAUCAAUGCAUUGAUAAAGAGCAUCAUACUGCAUUAAUCUCUUGAUAUCUCUUAAGAUUUCAUGCAUCAUUUCAAGAUGCAACAAAACCAAUGUAUUAAACAGUGCUACACAAAUCUAAAAAAUAGGCUUUACUAAAUGUUGCAUGCAUUUCAACCAGCGAUACAUUCAAAUCUAGUUGAUCUAUCAUUCGUCCAAAAAUCAAACGGGCAGCACAAUGCUGUUGCAUGAAUUUAAACCAGUGCUGCAUUAAAAAGAGCAAUUGGCAAUUCAGCAUGUAGCGCUUUGGUUUUUUCUAAAAAGAUUUAAUGUAUGAUUUCUUAAAAAGUUGCAUUAAACAGUUGCCAAACUUCACUGCACUCAUUGCAUGCAUUAAAAAGAGCGUGCAUGCAAAAUAUGUCGUGCAUUAAGAAGUGAACCUGUCGUUUGUCAAAUAAUUGAAUGAGCAGCUCGAUGCGUCUGAUCGCUUUCUCGGGAUGCAUUUAAAGCAGUAAAGCAUUAAAAAGCGGAAGAGUCCGGCAAUGAAGCGAUCAGCUCGCAUCUCUCUCUCUCUCUCUCUCUCUCUCUCUCUCUCGCUCGCUCAUCGAGACACGGGAGUUGACGGGAGGUAAUCCCUUCCAUGUGAGGAGGCGGCACGAGCGCGGAGGCGUGUUGUUUUCCAUUCAAAUCCUUACUAGUCCUAUAAAAAGCGGCACCGGGAGCUGGAGAGAAGGAAAGAUAAAGAGAGAGAGAGAGAGAGAGAGAGAGAGAGAGAGAGUGUGUGUGUGUGUGUGUGUGUGUGUGUAUAUCCAGUACGCGGUCGUGCACACGCGUUCAUCCAUCACAGCGCUGCUGCCGCCGCCGCUGCUCCGGAUGGGGGGGGCGGAGAUGCUGCAAGGCUCCGCAGGUGUCCACGCGGCGAGGACGCUGAAAAACGCCGCCGCGUGCCUGAUGCUGUUGCCCCGCUUCCUCGUGGCCGCCGUGAUGCUCUGGCUGCUGGACUUCCUGUGCAUCCGGAGGAAGGUGCUGAUGAAGAUGCGCGAGACGAGUCCCGACGACCCGCCGCUCUGCGUCUCCGACUCCAACAAGAUGUUCACGCUCGAGUCGCUGCGCGCCGUGUGGUACGGACACAAGCUGGACUUCUUCAAGUCGGCGCACGUCGGCGGCGCGGCGCCCAACACCGAGGUGGUACCCCUGGACGACAGCGAUCGGGCGCACCGGAUCCUGGACUACGCUCGCGGCAAGAGACCCCUCAUCCUGAACUUCGGCAGCUGCUCCUGACCGCCGUUCAUGACGCGCCUGUCGGCGUACCAGCGCGUAGUCCGCCAGUACGCGGAAAUCGCGGACUCGCUGCUGGUGUACAUCGAGGAGGCGCAUCCGUCGGACGGCUGGGUGAGCUCCGACGCGCCCUACCAGAUCCCCCGGCACCGCUGCCUAGAGGACAGACUGCGCGCCGCGCGCCUCCUGGACGUGCAGGGCAGCGCCGUGGCCGUGGACACCAUGGACAACUCGUCCAACUCGGCGUACGGCGCGUACUUCGAGCGCCUUUACAUACUGAAGGACCAGCGGGUCGUGUAUCAGGGCGGCAGGGGCCCGGAGGGCUACCGAUUAUCCGAACUCAGAGACUGGCUAGAGCGCUACCGGAGCGACGUCGAAGGUUCUAAAGCGGUCGUGCUUCACGUUUAGUCGUAUGUUUACGUUUAGUAUGUCGACGGACGAGUGCUCUGUGGCGUUUUUUACCCACACUUCUGUCUUUACAAUGAAGUCUUUGGCUGUGUUUCACAAAUCCCAGUGACAGUCUCUCUCUUUCUCUUCACUCUAUAUGCUUCACACAAAAAAGUUCUUCAGGUCUGUGUUUUGUUUUGUUUUUCACACCUGACAACGAAGUCACCGGCUGCUUUCAAAACACAGUGACCGACUGUCUACACUCUUAUCGUUGUCAUCAGCGCGCUUUGAAAGUCACUUAAUACAAACGCGAAGCCGUCAUCAGCGUAACAACCGGAGCAUUUGAAAUCAAAUCGUCUCCCAUUCGACGCGCGUAAAACUGCCGCGUUGAACAAAGGAGAAAGAAACCUGUUCGUCUGAUUUGUGGUCUUAAAAAGACGUGUUUUUCAUGCUUUUAGAGUGUCAAACACUGUUUCUAAUGUCAAUGUAUUCUCAGACUUUUAGAGCGCACUGCACGGCAAGUUCUGUAGAGAUGAAAACGGGAUUUAAAUGCAGUUCAGCCCCAAAUCCAAAUUCUGUCAUCGUUGUUCACGUGGCUGUGAAUCUGCGAGUCUUUAUUCAGUGGAACACAAAAGAAGAUAUUUUGAGAAAUGUCUCAGCGGUUUUGUGUUCAUACAGUGGGGUUCAAAAUAUCUUCUUUUGUUUUCUGCCGAUUCAAGAAAGAUUUGCCAUGACAUGUUUUGGAUGAACUCUUCUGAGUUUCUUAAGAACCCGAGUGGUUGAAAAACAACCUACACUUUUAACAUUGCGCGCUGUAUGGGGCUUCAUGAGAUGAAAGGAUCUGGAUAUUUCAGCUUCUUUACAUGAGCUCACCGUCGGGUUUCUGUGGAGAAGGUAAACGAGAUUUAGUAUGAGCUUUCAUUCGAAUCAUACAUGAAAUAUCUACAUACACACGCACACACAGGAAAAGUGUUUUUGGAGGUAGACGGGUCACUGGGUUUGGACAGACCGUUAUCAGGUGAUGGGUGUUUUCAUCUGCUGCUAUAGACUGUCAAGCUCAAUACUGCACACGUCAAGCUUUAGUUUCAUGCAUACGGAUGUUUAUGUUGUCAGUGGCCAUGCGACCGCAUGAUAGCUGUUGUGCUUCUGUUACGGCCAUCCGACCUGCCAUUCGGAAUAUUACAGAAUCUUCGAUCUAUAUGAAACAUAUGCUAUUUGAUUUAUUUUUGUAUGGUAUCUCUAUCCCUCUGUGUGUGUGUGCGUGCGGCCAGCAGGCUGUUGUAUUGUACUCUGGAGUUAUUGUGAAGAUCGGUUUUUAAACGGAUGUAAACCAGAAAACCGAUACUGAUGUAUUUUGACACCAGAGUACAGGACAGAUAAACGGCCUCUAGACGUGUUGCCAAACGCUGUUUUGUAAAUGGUGUAUAUUUUAUUGAACACUUUUUUAAAUAAAUGCGAGAGCGCCCUCUA